Messenger RNA from Mya arenaria, 1728 nucleotides. Its product is annotated as glutamine synthetase-like. The transcript has 7 exons. Gene Ontology annotation, molecular function: glutamine synthetase activity. The record is from RefSeq and is a predicted model, not a curated record. NCBI's taxonomy places the organism in Eukaryota, Metazoa, Mollusca, Bivalvia, Myida, Myidae. Bases 169 to 1278 code for a protein of 369 amino acids. Gene Ontology annotation, cellular component: cytoplasm.
CUUUCAUUUGAGUUGAACGGACUUACAAACACAUAGGCCCCACCCAAUUCUGCACGUGACAUUUACGCUGUGCUCUGGGUAUAAGUGUCAGUAAAGUAUCUUUGGUUUCAGAAGUCCACUUUGUGUGCUUGCUUCUAGCUUACAUCAAACCAUAAGUUGUUACCAACCAUGUCGACGGCAGCGGCACUACGCGGGUUCUCCGCUUCCACAGACAAGAAUGUCAUGAAGCCAUACAUGUGCCUGGACCAGCCGGAAGACCGGGUCAUGUGUGAAUAUAUCUGGAUUGAUGGUACGGGCGAGGGCAUCCGCAGCAAGUGUAGGACGCUCGACUAUGACCCGAAAAAGCCGGAAGACUGUCCCAUAUGGAACUAUGACGGUUCCAGCACAUACCAGGCGGAGGGCUCCAACUCCGACAUGUAUCUCCAUCCUUGCGCCAUCUUCAAGGACCCCUUCCGGAAGGGGAACAACAAACUGGUUCUCUGCGAGGUCUACAAGUACAAUAAAAUGCCAGCGGAGACCAACAAGCGUGCUUCCUGUGUCAAAUUGAUGACAGAAGCCAAGGAUUCCCAUCCGUGGUUCGGCAUUGAACAAGAGUACACUCUGCUGGACUUCGACGGUUAUCCGUUUGGCUGGCCAAAGAACGGAUACCCCGGACCCCAGGGGCCAUAUUACUGCGGCGUCGGUGCUAACAAGGUAUACGGCAGGGACAUUGUGGAGGCUCAUUACAGGGCGUGCCUUUACGCAGGGGUCAAAAUUGCUGGCUGCAACGCUGAAGUCAUGCCAGGACAAUGGGAGUUCCAAGUUGGCCCUUGCGAGGGGAUUGACAUGGGUGACCAUCUGUGGAUCGGACGCUACCUAUUACAUCGUGUUGCCGAAGAUUUUGGAGUGAACGCGACCCUUGACCCCAAACCCAUGGAGGGCGACUGGAACGGGGCCGGUGCUCACUGUAACUACAGUACUUUGGCUAUGAGACAGGAGGGGGGAAUUAAGCACAUCGAGUCGGCGAUUGAAAAACUCUCGAAGAAGCAUGUACGUCACAUCCGGGCGUAUGACCCUAAAGAAGGAAAAGACAAUGAGCGCCGCCUCACUGGCCUGCACGAGACAUCGAGCAUCCACGACUUCUCCGCCGGCGUCGCCAACCGAGGCGCGAGCAUCCGCAUCCCCCGCCAGGUAGCGGAGGAUGGCCAAGGAUAUCUAGAAGACCGGCGACCUUCUUCUAAUUGCGAUCCCUAUACUGUAACGGAAGUAUUGGUGGAAACUACGAUCAUUGAUAAAUAGGAUGUCAUAUCAUGAUUUCGUGACUGCAAGGAUUUGUCUUUGUGUUAUGCUAUUAAGAUUGAAUUAAUUUCGGGAAAGUUCGUUUAUAUCCAAUAUUUUAUUUCAAAACAUAUUAAUUCAUAUGUAAAUACGGCAUUUGACUCUAUUGCCUGGUAUAAAAUGGAAUAAAUAAGACCUUAAAUUUUACCCUUAGGGUAAAUUAAAUGUAGAUGUAUUUUGAUUUCGUUGGUGUUGAUGAAUAAGCAUGGGUAUAUACUUGCAAAGUAACGGUGGAAUAGAGCAGAGUUUUACAUUUUCACCAUACCAUGAAAUGAUAUGUAUCUAAAUAUAAUGUUAUUAGUAUUAUUGUGAAGUAUUGGGGAUAUUGGAUUUAAUUAUACAACUAUAAUCAUAUUUACAGAAUGUUUAUAUUUCUUCUAUUCAAAGAAUACAUUAAAUUCUUAGAAAAUG